CCCAUUGGCCCUCUGCUUUUAAAAACCCACGUCCCUCCAGCCAAUCAGAUAACGAAAACACAGGACUACGUGCCAGCGUUGCUGGGUAGAUAAAACAAAAACAGCGUUCGUAUCAGAGUUUGGAGCUUGGACACCAGAGACGGUAUCAUCUGAAAUUCUUUGAUUUGCACGCAGUUCCGCUGCAUAAUAUACAUUUAACUUGAAACAUGGCAACUGACUGCGAGGCCUGGCUGAACGCAAACCCUGUCGAGGCUGAGAACCUGAGUGACUCCUUUGUAUCUGGUGAUGAAGACAACGGAGGAGCACCAACCUCCAUCAGAAACAUAAACAAUGAGAUCAACGGCAACUGGCUGUCCUCCUCCAGCAACAGCAUCCAUGAAGCGCGUCUGAAGGCCAAGGCGAAGAGGAGGCUGAGGAAGAACUCCUCCAGGGACUCGGGCAGGGGAGACUCUCUCAGUGAUAACGGAGACGCAGUCAGGGGAACCUCUGCGGCACCCACCAGCCCCAAGAGCAAACUGCUGGACAGAAAGUCUCGACUGGGCAAGGGCAGAGGCCUGCCAAAGAAAGGUGGGGCCGGAGGCAAAGGUGUGUGGGGUCGGUCAGGUGAAGUGUAUGAGCCAGAAGAAGUAGAUGUGAAAGACCCUAACUAUGAUGAAGCUCAGGAAAACUGUGUGUAUGAGACAGUGGUCCCCCCGCUGGAAGAGAGGGACUUUGAGAAGACAGUUACCCCCAUAGUGCAGGAGUACUUUGAGCACGGAGACACAAAUGAAGUAGCAGAGCUGCUAGGGGAGCUGAACCUGGGGCCCAUGCGCAGUGGGGUGCCCACGCUGGCUGUGUCUCUGGCCCUGGAGGCCAAGGCCAGCCACCGCGAGCUCACCUCCAGGCUGCUGGCUGACCUGUGUGGGCCCGUCCUGGCUCGCAGCGAUGUGGAGAACGCCUUCGACAGACUACUACGAGAGCUCCCAGAUCUGGUGCUGGACACACCCGGAGCCCCGCAGCUGGUGGGCCAGUUCAUUGCGCGGGCUGUCAAAGACCAAAUCCUGUCCAAGAGCUACAUCGAGGGUUACAAAGGCAGAGUUGACUGUGAACAUGCAAGGGCGGCGCUAGAUCGGGCAGCAGUGCUGCUGAAGAUGAGUAUGGGUGGUCUUCGCAUUGACAACCUGUGGGGGACAGGCGGGGGCCAGAGACCUGUCACACAGCUCAUCAAAGAGAUGAACCUGCUGCUGAAGGAGUACAUCCUGUCUGGAGACAGCAAGGAGGCUGAGAGAUGCCUGAGAGACCUGGAGGUUCCCCAUUUCUACCAUGAGUUUGUCUAUGAGGCAAUUGUCAUGGUCUUGGAAUCCAAAGGAGAAAAAACCUGCAAAAUGAUCCUGCAGCUACUGAAAUUCCUCUGUGAGUCCUCCAUCAUCACUGUGGACCAAAUGAGAAGGGGUUAUGAAAGAGUUUACAUGGACAUUGCUGAAAUCAACAUUGAUGUCCCCCGUGCAUACUUCAUUUUGGAGCAGUUUGUUGACAAGAGUUUCAGUGCAGGAGUCAUUGAUGAAAAGCUAAGGGACCUUUGUCCCUGUCGGGGCCGCAAGAGAUUUGUAAGCGAGGGAGACGGUGGCCGUGUGAAACUUGAAAGCUACUGAGCCCUUUUUGUGCCAGAUUUCCCUAAAAACAGGAGGAAAAAGCUACUUUUUACGUAACAUAUUUUGUCAUAAUAGUCGGGUACAACUUUUUCCCCUUCUAACAGUGAAAAGAAUGUACGUUUUUGAAAAAAGGGGUAGGGUCAAAUAAUGGCACUUUCUACUGAAACUUAAGACAAGUAGUAACUUUUUUUCCAAGGUGUUUCCAGGUGUAUAUACAUAUACAUAAGCUAACCCAUAAAGUGCCACACCUCUCAGUGUCAGUCAUUCCAUGUUAUUUUGUACAGUAUUUUCUUGAUUUCACUGCCACUCCUUUUCUGUUUUCUAGAAAGCAGUGUUUGUACAGAAAUGACUGGUUUGUGUUAAGAGCUUUAUAAUGGGGUAAAAUAUAAGGGGGCACAUUAUUUCUAAGCAAUACUGGCUCCCUAACUAGCUGCUGUUUUUAUGCUGUGCUUGACUUUUUUUUCUUUUACCCUUUAAAUCACACAAAGAUGUCAUUACUGAAGGCAACAAGACAUUAGUACAGUUAAAAAAAAAAAAAAAAAAAAAAACACCAGUUGGGAUAAUUUCACAAAAUGGUGUUCAGAGUGUUUA
This is a messenger RNA of Myripristis murdjan (pinecone soldierfish), 2222 nucleotides long. RefSeq names its product programmed cell death 4b (gene pdcd4b). The transcript has 12 exons. NCBI's taxonomy places the organism in Eukaryota, Metazoa, Chordata, Actinopteri, Holocentriformes, Holocentridae. Gene Ontology annotation, biological process: negative regulation of DNA-templated transcription. Bases 207 to 1631 code for a protein of 474 amino acids. Gene Ontology annotation, cellular component: nucleus; cytosol. The record is from RefSeq and is a predicted model, not a curated record.